Messenger RNA from Mauremys reevesii (Reeves's turtle), 835 nucleotides. RefSeq names its product ribosomal protein L10a (gene RPL10A). Lineage: Eukaryota; Metazoa; Chordata; Testudines; Geoemydidae. Bases 152 to 805 code for a protein of 217 amino acids. Gene Ontology annotation, molecular function: RNA binding; structural constituent of ribosome. Gene Ontology annotation, cellular component: large ribosomal subunit. The record is from RefSeq and is a predicted model, not a curated record. Gene Ontology annotation, biological process: translation. The transcript has 6 exons.
GCUAUCCCCUCCCCUACAGCCUGCCUCUCUCAAGAUGGCGCCCCCAUGUCUCGCGAGACCAUGCACUAUUUAUAGCGCGAUUUGAGCGCCCCCACCCCUUUCCGCCCGGCGGCACCCGCGGUACCCGGAGUCGGCGAGGGCCGGUCCCAAGAUGAGCAGCAAAGUUUCCCGUGACACCUUGUAUGAAGCGGUGAAGGAGGUCCUGCAAGGGACUCAAGUGAAACCACGCAAGUUUACGGAAACUGUGGAGUUGCAGAUCAGUCUGAAAAACUAUGAUCCACAGAAGGACAAGCGUUUCUCUGGCACAGUCAGGCUCAAGUCCACCCCACGCCCUAAAUUCUCAGUCUGCGUGCUGGGGGACCAGCAACACUGUGAUGAGGCCAAAGCGGUUGAUAUCCCUCACAUGGACAUCGAGGCUCUGAAGAAACUCAACAAGAACAAGAAGCUAGUGAAAAAGCUGGCUAAGAAGUACGAUGCCUUCCUGGCUUCUGAGUCUCUGAUCAAACAGAUUCCUCGUAUCCUGGGUCCAGGGCUGAACAAAGCUGGCAAGUUCCCCUCCCUCCUCACCCACAAUGAGAACAUGGUGGCCAAGAUUGACGAGGUCAAGUCUACUAUCAAAUUUCAAAUGAAGAAGGUGCUCUGUCUGGCUGUGGCUGUUGGCCAUGUGAAAAUGACGGAGGAUGAGCUAGUCUACAACAUUCACCUGGCCAUCAACUUCCUGGUGUCCUUGCUGAAGAAGAACUGGCAGAACGUGCGUGCGUUGUACAUUAAAAGCACCAUGGGCAAGCCACAGCGCCUCUACUAAACUGGCAGCAAUAAAUGGUUUGAGUACCCA